Molecule: messenger RNA, 2547 nt
Organism: Trypanosoma theileri
Lineage: Eukaryota; Euglenozoa; Kinetoplastea; Trypanosomatida; Trypanosomatidae
Product: UDP-GlcNAc:polypeptide N-acetylglucosaminyltransferase
Exons: 1
Coding region: 1-2547 (848 amino acids)
Source: RefSeq, a predicted model, not a curated record
AUGCCGCUUGAGAGUGUUGCGGUGCCUCCUCAGGUAAUAUACCGUCGAAGUACUGAUGUAUUUGUGUCUGAACAUGAACAACAAGCACAUGGAAUCACAACAGCAACACCAUCCGUAACUAGAAUACCUCAUGUACGUGAUCAUAACAAAAAUAUGAGAUGGAGAGGUAGAGAUCAUGGAUGGAAUAAUAGGAAUAUAUGCAGUAGAAUACGUGAUUUUUACACAGAUGAUCAAAAUGUUAUUUGUACUCUUUUUACCGUUAUUGUUAUUCUUCUUCUGUUAUGUAUAUUCCUUAUUGGUAUGUGUUCCUGGCUGCUUAUUAGUAAACAAGAAGAAAUCAUUGUACCCAAAAAAGCAUCAUCGUCAGUAAAGAGUAUUGAUAAGGAUGCUCUUAUGGAUAUUUGGCGUCUUUAUGAAACAGCCUCACGAACAAAAGAAGAAUAUCACGUGCGGGCCCUUCGUGAGUAUUUAUUACGAUAUAAACGAAUGGCAGAAGAUCGUCAACGAGAAGAAGAUGCCGGUAAAACGGAAAAACGAAUCGAUGUGGCUCCAAUAGAUGAACCUUUAGCCGCAGUAAUUCCUCGAUUUACAGCUGCCCCUCAACAAAGUCUUCCAGAAGUGUUAGCCGCACUUGAAAAGAUAAUGGCACGAGUGAUGGAAAAGGAUCCAAUGAAUGGAUUAGAAAAGGCCGCCGUAUUUCUCGCAAAAAACUUUUGGCGAAUGGAAAAAACAGAAAGUUAUGAAAAUAAAACACAAUUAACAAGAGAGAAAGAGGCAUUGGAACCAUUUGAUGAUAUUCUCUAUUUACAACUUCGUCGUUAUUUUGACACCAACGAAGAUGAUGAUGAUAAUGAUAAAAAGAAGAAAAAGAAGGAGUUUUCUUCUCCAUGGACUCCUGGUGAAGAAGGAAAAAUAGAAGAAAUCAUUAACACGGAUAACAAGAAUGAGGAAAAUGAAGAAAAACGAAAACAAUGUUGGCAUCAUAUACGUUCAAAGGCUGCUUCUGUUUAUACAGGUCGUUAUUAUUAUCCAUUACGUCGUUUUCAUCGAAUGCGACGUUUUUCAGUAGAAACAGCAGAUAUGACGGCCUCAUGGGUUAACGCAAUGGCGUAUGAUUACUUUGAAGAUAAUGAAGAAAUCAUCAACAUUACACCUUUUAAACCUCCUGAACCUCCAAGUCAAGAAUACUUAACAUCCAUGAAAAACGCAUGGAAGAAAACACUUGAAUUAUCACCAAUAGCAUCAUCAUUAUUAACUACAUCACCAGAGGCACCGGUAUUUACCGGUACAUUAUUUGUGAAUCUUGCGAGUUUUCGCGAUAAAGAGUGUUGGCCAUCUAUUGAAAAUAUGUUUAUACGAUCUGGAAAUAUGUUUCGUGUUUAUUUUGGAAUAGCAGAACAAAAUCAUGAGAGUGAUCUCAGUUGUCUUUCAUAUGAUGUAUUAUUACCACGAUCCUGCAUGUCUGCUCCCUCAUCAUCGUUAUCAACAACAACUAACACAAUGACAGGAGUAGGAGAGGGUAUUACUUUUAAUAAUAAUAAUAAUAAUAAUAAUAAUAAUAAUAAUAAUAAUAAUAAUAAUAAUAAUAAUAAUAAUAAUAAUAAUAAUAAUAAUAAUAAUAAUAAUAUUGAUAUUAAUAGUAAUGACCAUCGCUACGGUGGUGCUAUUUGUUUCCCAAUAGACAAUAUUCGUAUUCGACAUGUACGAUCUUCUGCAGCAUUUGGUCCAACGUAUGGUCGUUAUAUCUCUAUGCUCUUAUACCGAGGUGAGGAUUACACACUGGUAUUAGACUCUCAUAAUCGAUUUGUGUAUGGAUGGGAUAUUCGUAUUAUUGCCAUGUAUGUUCUUCAACAACACCCAAAAUUAGUACUUUCUCAUUAUCCAGAAAGUUAUAUAGAGAGUGAAGGGGAUAAAUUUAAAUUUGAACGUGAAACGACGGCAUAUUUGUGUAAGGCUCAAUUUCUUGAUACAGCUGGAUAUAUUCGAUUAAAUGGGAUCGUUACAAAUAACCCUGAAGAAUUUAAUCGUAAUAAUCAAUAUGCAGAGCCUUAUAAAAUAGAGGAACUUCAUUUAAAUGAAAGUAUUCCUCGUCCUUUACUACAACCAUGGGCAGCAGGUGGAUUUCUCUUUGCAAAUGCCACUAUUAUGCGUGAGGUACCAUUUGAUCCCCAUCUUCCUUAUAUCUUUGAUGGAGAAGAAGUCAUGUAUGCUGUUCGUUUAUGGACGCAUGGAUAUGAUAUUCACUCUCCACUGCGAGGAAUAUGUUCUCACUUCUAUACACGUGUGGGUCAACCAAAAGUAUGGUUUGAGGCCCCACGAUGGACAGCCGUGCAGGGACAAUCCCGAAAACGUAUUCAAUACUUUUUACGAGCACGUGUAAAAGGUGUGGAUGUUCUCCGUAUUCCACGCAAUACACAACUGCCUGUUGUUGUGAUGGAUGCGGAUCGGUACGGUGUUGGAAGGGCACGAUCGGUGGAGGAGUGGUAUUCCUUUGCGGGUGUGGAUCCCAUACACUAUACAUUAGAUGGUCGUUGGUGUGGGAAUUAA